UCAAUAUUUGAUGUUUAUUGUGUGAAUUAACAAACCAUAUAUGAAUGAUGUGAAUUUUAAAUUUACGAAAAAUAAAUUAAAUUAAUAUUUUCAAAAUUAUCAUCAGAAUAAAAUAAACUAAAUGAAAAUUGGAAAAAAUGAACAUUUUUAACGACAAUAAUAAUGAUAAAGAUUCGUCGUUUUCCAAAUCUCGUUUUCAAGUGACAGCAAGGAUCGAUAUCGAAUCGGCAGUAGAAGACUUAGUCGAAUUUCGAACACCAACACCUUUUACAGGAAAUGGUGGAAUUUGUGAUCAAGAUCAAUCUAAUGAACCAUUAGUUGGAUUGGAAGAAAAUGGCAACAAUAAUACUGUCACUACAACAUCAUCGUCAACAAAUUCAUUUUAUAAUACAAUUUAUAAAUAUCGAAAACUCAAACAAGGUGGUAAUUCUUUGGAUACAGUUUUCUAUCCACCACCUAAUCGUCGACUAUCAAUCUAUCCACAUUCGUUAGUGGGCGUACCAUUCUAUAAUGAACGAAUUUUAGUAUAUAAUUUUCUUCAAAGACCUACCGGUGCUUGGGCAAUCGGCUAUCAUGUAUUUGUUUCACUAGCAGUUGUUUGUUGUCUCAUAUUGACAAUUAUAUCGACUUCUUCAACUGAAUUUGGAAAUUCUCUGGCCAAAACACUCAAUACAAUCGAUUAUAUGAUAGUUACAUUCUUUAUCGUGGAAUUUUUAGCACGUAUAUGGUCGUCAGAAUGUGUUUCUUAUUAUCAAGGAUGGAAAGGAAAAAUUCGUUUUUUCAAAAAUCCAAUCCGAAUUAUUGAUCUUUGUGUCAUAAUAGUUUCAUUAGCAGUGUUGAUCUCAAAUAUACAUGGCGAAUUAUUAAUCACAUCGCUACGAGGUGUACGUUUUAUACAGAUAUUUCAAAUGGUUCGAUUGGAUUUUAAAUUCAGGCCAUGGCGUAUGAUGGCGUCCGUCGUUUAUUCACAACGAAUUCAUUUGGCCAUUGUAUUCUAUAUGGGGUUCUUAGCCCUAAUACUCAUCUCAUUUGUAAUAUAUUUUGUUGAAAAAGAUCAAAAUAAAGAUUUCGAUAGUCUGGCAUCAUCGAUGUGGUGGGCGGUUAUCACUUUAUGUACGAUAGGCUAUGGUGAUAUGUAUCCAAUAACAUCAACCGGAAAACUAUUAGCAUGUAUUUGUUCGCUAAUAGGUGUUUCGAUAUUUGCUCUACCUGCCGGCAUCCUUGGAACUGGUUUGGCUCUCAAGGUACAAGAGCAACAACGACAACUAAAAAUAAGCAAACGUAAACAACCAGCAGCUCGUCUGAUACAAAGUGCAUGGAAAUUUUAUGUCGCCGAGCAAGAAUUGAUUCGCAUAUCGAAUAGCAGUAAAUAUAAUAUUGGCAACGGUAAUACAUCAUCUACACUAAACUGUUUUCGAUCAGUCCUUUGGAAAAGAUUCGAAACAAGUAAAAAUAAAUCCAAAACAUUGACUUGGAAAGAAAUGAAUGCCCUUUGUUUUGUAUUUUCCGUUAAAUUUUGCAUAUCAAAAAGAGAUUUUGUCAAAGCCUUCAAACCUUAUGACAUAAAAGAUGUGCUCGAACAAUAUGCUGCUGGCCAUGCAGAUAUGUUGGCAAAGAUACGAAUAAUGGAUAAUCGAUUAGAAAAAAUUCAAUCCAAUUCGAUUUCAGCUAAAGGACAACAUGAAAUAAGGUUACGUUUUCUAACACAAUUAACCAAACUUGAAUAUGAAAUGCAAAAAAUACAAAUCACUUUAAAUGAUUUGAUGCACUAUCAAGUCAAUUCACGGUUGAUCAUCGAAAAUCUAUUAAAAUAUAUACUUGAUCAACAAAGUACAUUGAGAUGUUUUUCCAAAAAUCGUUGCCGUUUCGAUAUGAACCAAACAAUGAAUGUAUGUAAUGUUUGUUCCAAUACCAACAAUCGAACAACUCAAUUAUUAUCACAAUUUCAUAAACUUAAUUUUGCCGACAAACUUGAAAAAAUAUUUCAAACUUAUAAUCAAGAUGUAUUGUUACAUGUUAUUGGUAAUAAUAAUAAUAAUAAUAAUCAAUGUCACAGCCAUUUUUGUUCAAAUUCACAACAGCAAAUCAAUCAUGCUCAACAACAGCCAACCCAAAGGCGGCUUUCCUUUUGACACGCCUAUACUAUUAUUAUUUUGUAAAUUUUUAUUAUUUUGUCUUUUUAUAAAUUAAAUUCAUUUUUUACACACAUAUAUAGUUCUUAAUUUUUU
Molecule: messenger RNA, 2228 nt
Organism: Dermatophagoides pteronyssinus (European house dust mite)
Lineage: Eukaryota; Metazoa; Arthropoda; Arachnida; Sarcoptiformes; Pyroglyphidae
Product: potassium voltage-gated channel subfamily KQT member 5-like
Biological process (GO): potassium ion transmembrane transport
Cellular component (GO): voltage-gated potassium channel complex; membrane
Molecular function (GO): voltage-gated potassium channel activity
Source: RefSeq, a predicted model, not a curated record